UCCAAACAUUACUUGUCAGUAGAGUACUAGAGUUCGGCUGAAAAUGAUUGCUCAACAAAUCGAAACGAAUAUAGCGGACAAUAUACAAAUUCGCCUUAUAGAGUUGAAUGAUCGUGAUGAGGUGCUUAAUUUCCUUCGAAAACAUUUCUAUCCAGAUGAGCCAUUCAUGAUUGCCAGCGCACAAAAACAUCCGGAUCCGGAAGAUGAGGAAUUCAAUAUAUCAUUAAUAGCGCAUGGAACAUGCUUAAUGGCUGUGCAACAGGAAACCGUUAAUAGUAUCUUAAAAGAACGUAUAGUUGGCGUUGUGUUGUCGGGCCCCAAGUGUAGUGAUGAAGCUGAGCAUUUAUUUAAGGAAGCCGCCCGCCUCGGUUCAACCACUUGGGGCAAGACAAUUGGGAUAUUGGCUCAUGCUGAGCGUGACUCUAACGUCUACGAGCGUUAUAAUGCUGAUAGAGCGUUGCACAUUUAUGCCAGUGCUGUCGAUGGGAGAUUUCGUGGACGUGCGAUUUCAAUGAGACUUAAAGAGAAGUUGAAAGAGUUGGCUCGUCAGCUUGGAUAUCCACUCUUGACUACGGACUGCACGAGUUUUUAUUCGGCGAAAGUAUCAGAACGUAUGGGUAUGGACUGUGUGAAUGUCAUUAAAUAUACAGAUUGUCUGGAUGAUGAGGGUAAGGUGGUGUUUAACCCACCGCUGCCACAUGAAUAUCUGAAAACGUAUGCCAUGAGGCUUUAACUGUUAAGACCAUCAUAAGA
Molecule: messenger RNA, 753 nt
Organism: Zeugodacus cucurbitae (melon fly)
Lineage: Eukaryota; Metazoa; Arthropoda; Insecta; Diptera; Tephritidae
Product: arylalkylamine N-acetyltransferase-like 2
Exons: 1
Coding region: 44-733 (229 amino acids)
Molecular function (GO): N-acetyltransferase activity
Source: RefSeq, a predicted model, not a curated record